ACCCAUGUUGUCCUGAGACAAGCUUGGUUGGAGAACAUUAAACCAGUGUUGAUAUUGAACAAAAUAGAUCGUCUCAUAACAGAAUUGAAAUACACACCAAUGGAAGCACAUUUACAUCUACAACAAAUAUUGGAACAAAUUAAUGCCGUGACUGGUACCUUAUUUGCCACUGAUGUUAUGGAAAAAACAGCUAAUAAAUCCAAUGGUGACAAGAUAAGUACUGAAGAUUCAUUGCCUUCAGAAGAACAAAUUUAUGACUGGAGUACUGGUUUGGAAGAAAGCGAUGAUUCCAAUUUAUAUUUCUCGCCAGAUGAAGGCAAUGUUGUCUUUGCCAGUGCCAUAGAUGGAUGGGGAUUCAG
Molecule: messenger RNA, 359 nt
Organism: Saccoglossus kowalevskii
Lineage: Eukaryota; Metazoa; Hemichordata; Enteropneusta; Harrimaniidae
Product: elongation factor-like GTPase 1
Biological process (GO): cytosolic ribosome assembly
Cellular component (GO): cytosol; ribonucleoprotein complex
Molecular function (GO): GTP binding; GTPase activity; ribosome binding
Source: RefSeq, a predicted model, not a curated record